AUGCUGUCUACAUGGUCUGAUGUUCACUUGGUCAAACGAGAGGAGAAAAUGUGGAUCGUGCUUCAUCUGCUGCUCCUGCUCCAAAGUGGAGAAUGUGCAGGUGUUUACACUUUUUCCACUCGGACUGUUGGACCUGGACAAAGUGUCUCUCUGACUUGUUCGUUAGGGAACACUACGAAUAUCGAAUACCUAUUUUGGAUCCGACUUGUUUCUGGAAAUUCUCCUGAAAAUGUAGCUGCAAUGGCAUCUUACAGCUCUGCUGAACGUGGAACAUCAAAUACUGGACAUCGCAUCACAGUUAAAAAAGAAAAUGGAAACUUUGUUCUGCAAAUUAGUCAAUUAGAGAAAAAUGAUUCGGCGAUCUACUACUGUUUAACUGUACAACGAUAUAUGAAAAACAUGACGUUUCUGACAGGAACAUUCCUUCAGGUCACAGAACCAGAACCCUCCGUGUCUGUUGUCUCUGAAGUCCAACCAGGACCGCCUGUGAAGUUGCAGUGCUCAGUCCUCUCCCACUCUGGGAAUGAAAUCUGUCAGGAUGGACACAAAGUGUCCUGGUUCAGAACUGGACCAGAAAGUGUCCAUCCCAGCUUUGUUUACACUCAUGACGAAUGCAAGGAGAUCAAAGAUAAUUCCACACAGAAAUGUGUCCACACUUUCUCAAAGAACGUCAACUCCUCUGAUGCUGGAACUUACUUGUGUGCUGUGGUCACAUGUGGGAGGAUGUUCAUGGGAAAUCCAAUACAAGUCAACAACACCCAAGAUGGCUGCAACUGUGAUUCAAACAAGUAUGUUAUCUUUGUCUUGAGUGCGGCUUUGGCCUUAAGUUUAAUCAUGUCAGGUUUCCUCAUCAACAAGAUCAGGACAAAACAAGGUUGUUGCUGCAAAGCUGGUCCACAAACACUCGAUGAAACCCUCAGUCACGUCCAGCAGAGAGACGAAGAAUCUUUGGUGUAUUCCAUGCCGACCAUUGUCUCCAGGAAAACUUGCAAGGCGAGGCAGACAAAUACGAAUGCAGCAGAGGAAUUCAGCACGUACGCCGAUGUCUAUCUUUGUGACUCAGUUCUCACGAAACAAAAUUAAAAUGUGUUCUGAUACACAUUAUAUUACUAUUACGGAUACACAAAGAAGAGGUCGGAAAAAAUAAGCUCUUCUUCUUCCGGCUCCUUUUUGGUCAUGUUGAUUUUAUGUGAGUUUAAAUGUGAUGUUCUUCAAUGUAACUUGUUAAACAUGUUUAAAUUAUCUGAACUAUUCCCAAUACUUAAAGAUUUCAAAGUAACCUGAAGCGAGUAACAGCCAAUGUAAUGUGGGGAAAGAUGUGAGAGUAGUAGGUCUAUCCAUGAAAACUAAUGAAAAAAGUUGUACUUUAGUGCUGACUGCUAAGAUAAAUAUCCACCACGUUUAUUUCUAACGUCACUAUCCAACAUUCACGUGUACGCUGAUGAUAAUGCAAAAUGUCUUAUUCCAAAAUGUAAAUAAAAAGUAUUGGACAUGU
Messenger RNA from Nerophis ophidion (straightnose pipefish), 1495 nucleotides. RefSeq lists its product as uncharacterized. Bases 1 to 1083 code for a protein of 360 amino acids. The transcript has 6 exons. Gene Ontology annotation, biological process: response to bacterium. NCBI's taxonomy places the organism in Eukaryota, Metazoa, Chordata, Actinopteri, Syngnathiformes, Syngnathidae. The record is from RefSeq and is a predicted model, not a curated record.